Messenger RNA from Drosophila ficusphila, 6090 nucleotides. RefSeq names its product flocculation protein FLO11. The record is from RefSeq and is a predicted model, not a curated record. Gene Ontology annotation, cellular component: nucleus. Lineage: Eukaryota; Metazoa; Arthropoda; Insecta; Diptera; Drosophilidae.
AAAACCAAGUACGUUGCGCGGCGCCACUUUGACGUUUGAAUCGUCAUCAGACGGUUGGGUCAAGUAACGAGAGCAGAAACAGAUAACACCACAAAGAACAGCAACAAAAGAAGCGGCAGCAGGAAGAGUGAAAAGAACAGGAAACAAAAGCGGCAACGGCUUCACAUUGGACAUGUCAUGUCAGCAAGCCUCCAGAUUCCACCAUUCAGCCACCGCAACAGCCACAUUUGCCAAAAGCACAGCCACCAGGAGGAUUGCCACAGCAACAAUCACUGCAGCAGCCACUGCAACAACAACAACUGCAACAGCUUUAGCUACUGCAGCAGUAACAAAAAACGCAGCAACGCUGACGCCAGUGGAGAGCAUUGCCGCCAAGACGACGUCCGAGGACUCGGAUCCCUAUGCCUUCACAGAGACUGUGGCCGUCCCACCGCCCAUUUUAUUCAAUGCACAGAAAUCGAGAGCCCGCCUAAGCGACAGCAAUAGAGGCAACAACAAGAGGCAGACGGCAGCAACAGCUGCGGGCAGCAGAAAGGCGAAUCUGGUGGCCCAACUGAAUGUCACAGCAGCAGGAACAAAGGCGCUGGCGUCUUUGGCGAACGCAAACACAACGAAUUUUCAUCAUGUCACGCAAUCUCAGAGACAGUCCACAUUGUCGCCGGCGUUGCAGUUGCAAUUGCCUUUGCAAUGCACCCAAUCGCAGUCGCAGGCCUCGCCGAAACGAGCCACUAAUGUGUGUAUAGUCCGCCCGCAGCAGCAGGAGAAGAUUGCCACCUCGGAGUCCUGCCAGCCGCCGGCAGCACCGCCCCCGCUCUACGCCCACACUCCGUCGCUGUGGCAAACACCGCUGCUGCUGGACAACAGCCAAAAGCAACCGCAGCCGCAACAACAGCAGCACCAGCAGCAUCAGCAGCAGCAGUCCGUUGCCAUUGCGCUGGUCAGCCCGCCCACAUCGCCCGCCUCACUACCGUCGCCCACUCUGCCGCCCGCCACCGCUGCUGUGACCGCCAUGGUGGCUCCGAUCUCUGUGUCGCCCAAGGGUGGAUUGCCCUUGCCGCCAUCGAAAUUCCAUCAUACCACAUUGGCGCAACAUUUGCAGAAGGUGGAGUGCUUGAAGAAAAAGAAGUCCUUGCCGCUGGCCUGCCAAAACAAUAAUAACAACAACAACAACAGCAAGUUGCAAAACAACAAUGUGGUGGAGAGUAACAAACCUGUGGUGCAGGGCACCAAUUACAAUCAGAGCCAGCCGCCACCAUUGAUGGUUUUUAAUACGGGAAUAGUUGCAGUUCCCGUGCAGACUUCGCCGCAAGCAGCUGCACCACAAAAACAUUCCACCGGCAACAACGUGGACGACAGUGAUCUCAACGAGAUACCCGUCAACGUCAUCUUUCGAAAACCUCCAGCAGCGGAUGGAGCAGGGUCGGCAGAAGAAGCUGAAGCCACAGACGCAACUGGACAAGGAGCGCAACAAUCUCGACCGACGGGUGUGAAAUUGGUGACUCCGCUGACGCCGCCCACUCCGCCGGAGAUUACUGCACCGCCUGUGCUAGCUCACAUGCAACCGCAGCAGAUGCCCACAUCUUGUGUUCCAGCUUUGACGCCCAGCUUGAAAGUUCUCGGCAACAAGGCGGCUCAACCGCCGCCUCCAAGCUCCUCCUCAAAGCUCUCGCUUUCGUCAGCGCCCACUUCAACGAAUUCUCUGGAGAUUGCAUCAACAGCUGUUCCAGCCACCACAACCUCAUCAGCACCCGCAUUAGCCAAGAAAAAUGAACAAAUGUCUUCCAAAGUGGCCAAUACCAAUGCCGUCAAUCGUCAAGCGAUCGCAGCUUCAACUGGCGGCAGAAGAGGCAUCACUAACAACCACAACAGCAAAAACAACAAUAUAGCGGCGAAGAAAAUGCCGCCAACUUCGAUGCCGCCACCCAAGGAACCGAUUGCUUCGUCAGCAAACAAGGCAACAACGGAUUCGGCACAUCGUCAGCGACGCCGCAAGCCUGCCUUGACUACAUUGAGUGAGAACGAAAUCUAUCCGGCGGACUCGCCCUACUGCGUGCAAAAGCACUGGUUGCACUCUGGUUCCAAGGAUCAGGUGGUGGACUCACCCUUGUCGCAGAGUAACCGCCGUGAGGAACGGAUUGCGGUCCGUAAGGGAGUCUUGAGACGACAGGCGCUGCAGUUGCUGUCCACCAGGUCGCUGCAGGAGUUACCGAUGCGAGCGGCCAAGCAGCGGCUGCAGUGCGUCCAAAACAUGUUGAUCAAGUACCAGGAUCACGCCGGCCAACAGCAGGGAAUAGGAAUUGGCAACCGCUGUCUGGUGUCCAGCUGUAAGCAGACCACGCUUACCAUGGCGGCCCACUGCGAGCGCCACAUCGUUAACAACAGCACUCAGCAGCUUUUCCAGCCCUGCGUAGCCUGGAGAAUGGAUGGCACCGCUUGCCACGCUCCCGUUUUCGAUUUGUUCCAUACGCUGGCUCUGUGCAAGGUUCACAGUCACUUGCGUUCCGGAAUGGAUGCAGCCCGUCCAGCACCAAAGCAGGUGAAUGUGAGCUUACCCGUCGCCGGAGUGGCCACGAACACGGCUACGAUUUGUGUGCCUGUAAAGCAGCAGCGCAAACGAAAGGCGAACGCAAAUCCGAUACCUCGUCCGCAGAAGCGUGGCAGGAAACCGGCGAACGAGCCAGUUGUCAACCAGAUCAGCAGCCAGAUGAACACCCUGCCUCUGAUUCCGACAGCGGGAAUGCAGCGCAAGAGCAGCACCACCUCGCUAGAGUCCAUUGCCAGCAACUCGCACUCGUCGGCCGCGUCGCACUCUCAGCCGCCCUACACGCCCACGAAUAUGUCAGUUGCUGUUCCGCCAGCACAGAACUUGCCUCAGCUAUCCAUUCCUCCGGCGCUGGCACCACUCAGCGGGGAUUUUCAGUCCAAGCAGCAGCAACACCUGCUCCAGCAGCAGCAGCAUGAGCAGCUCUUGGUGCCCAAACUCGAGGUGGAUUCGUUGUUAGACCCUGGACUUAAUUUGCUGGCCAAUGUCAAUAUCAAGGCCGAGGAGAUUAGCCAAAUUGUGGCCCAAUUGGCAGCUGCCAGCGAUGAUUUGCCAACCAACAACAACAAUAACAAUAGCAGCAACCAUAAUAACAACAAUAGUGUGCACUUCAACAAUAAUAACAAUAAUAUGAACUACAGCAACAAUAACAACAACCAGCACAGUUUCCCAUCAUUCAACACGGCCUUUGGCAACGCCAUGGGUCAGCCAACGAACACAACCACGCACAAUGGCCACGCUGCUCCCAUUGGCCUGGCCAACACGGCAGAUCUGCUGGGCCAGGAUAUGUUCGGCAUUUGCGAGAACAGCUCGGUGUACGCCAGUUCGGAGGAUACCGGCUUGGGCGGACUCAGCGAGUCGGAACUUAUAGGCGCUAACGAUGCUGAUGACAUAGCAUUGAAUGGCGCUCACUUGCUGGAGGAGCACGAUCUGGUAAAUGUGUUUGACACUCUGCCGGACGAUGCCUUCAACGAGCUGUUCCAAUCCGUGCAACAAGCCGAGUGCGAGGCCAUGGACCGGGCACUGGAGAUCGCCGAUAAGAACUUGAAGUGUCUCCAGCAGACGAUAGGCGGCUCAGCGGACAGCGCCUUUCUUAACGAUUUCCUGGAUGGCGAUUUGCUGGCCGAAGCCGUGAUGCGCUCACCGAACACGUCCGGCAUCGAUGCCGCCACUCUGUUCGUGGACAGCAGCAGCGGCGGCGGCAAUAGCAGCAGCAACGGCGCCUCCGACAUCCGGGGCCUGGUGCAGACCUAAUUCUUUCUCAUCGGGUCGAUUUAAGGGCCCCCCCACACAUACUUUACUGACUCUCCUCCAAGCGAGAGAGAUAGAGAUUUUCCAAGCUACAUUUUCUUCCAAUUUCGGGCAGCUUUUGCUAAAGUGUUUCGGUAUUUUCUUUUUGGCAUUUCUUACACGCGAUUCUGGUUCGGCACAUCUUCUAUAUGCUGCUUAAAUGUUAUGAAUGCAUAAGCAAAAGCCACUAUGCAUCUAUUAAUUAACAUUCAAAAACCAUAUAGCUAUGCGUUAUUGUGAAAAAAAAUAUAAAAACGAAAAAAACAAACAAAAAUCAUAAAAAUUUGAAAAAAAUUGUCCAAAAAUAUUUAAUUCAAUUUAAAGAAACCAACAAUAAGAAAGAAAUGUAUAUGUUAACAUACACAGAAACAUAAAUAUGUAAAUUCGCGGGAAGCUGUAGCAUUACAUAACUCUUAACGUAACUUAAUUUGUUAGUGAACAAACAAAGGAUUGUAGAGAGCAGCUUUAUUAUACAUAUAAACGAAGAAAUAAAUAGAAAGAUACCAGACCAGACAGGAAUUAUGAAGCCGAAAUAGUAGGAAAUCUAGCAACAAAUUUGAAUUCUGAAUUAAAUGCACGAACGCGAUAUAUUGGAGAGUUCGUUAACCUAAGUAAGCCUAGAAUUUGUUUAAACAUUUUGUGAGCGCAUUUACAACAAGGAACACCUUACACUCAAACGAGAAUUGCAAUCAAUUUCAAGAAGAAAACAACAGAAGCAGAAUACCUUUUUUGUUUUGUUUAGUUCUUGGUUUGCACAUAACACACACACACCCCACACCUACACACACACAUACAACGUACAAGGGACUAGUUUGAAACCGCGAAUCGUAUUACUAAAUAUAUAUACAACUAUAUAUACUUAUAUAUAAAAUAUAACUAUAUAUACAUAAUACUACUUAAAUAUAUCUGUACACAUACAUUAAGUGUAAGCUUUAAUUUAAACCAACCCACAAAGAAAGGAAAAAAAAAACAAUUUAACAAAAAAAAAUCAACAGAAUGUAAAAGUGUAUACUUGAUUUAUUUUUAAGCUCUUCUUAUUUAGCCAUUGCGCUCUGGCCGGAAACUUUGUUCGAUUUUAAUUUAGCCUAACAAAUUUUAAAAGCAAAAUUAGGCUGACCGACAAUUUUUGAGUUCUUACCUUGCGUUCGUCUAACUAGAUUCUGUAAAUUAACAAAUAUUAAAUAGAAAAUAAUGAAAUGUAAUUUUCUUUAGUCUAGUGACAAGCAACCACUUAUAAAACGAGAUAUAUUUAUACAACAAUACACAAAACAAGCAAGAAAACUGUUACGCUUUAAAAUACGAUAUAUAUAUAUAUAUAUCUAUAUACCACUCACUGGAGCCCGAUCCCAAAAUCACAGCCCACAAACAAAAAAAAAAAAAAGAAGAAGGUUCAGACCCCAACCAUUCCAUCCCCAUCCAUUGUAAGUUUUCAUUUCUCAUCUGUCGCCUGGCAUCUAAGCAAGUAUUAAAUGAAUGAAAAACGUUUAAUAGCACUAGAUAACUAUGUAAUUAUGUAAUCACGCAUCGACUUAUCAUUAUGUUGGAGCAUCGCACCCAUCGCACACUCGAACACUUGCAUCUUUCAUAGGGAUUUUCUUUCGUUUGGGCCGUGCGAAAGCGAUAGGAGCAGAAGGAACUACUUUAAACAUAAUGGAACUCUGUAAUAUAUGAUAUACGAUUAACGCCCACACACUCUCACUCUCUAUCUUAAAACCCUAUCUAGGAUAUAGCCGUAUGAAUUCGUUCUUGAGUUAGUUGAUUUGAUUACCGAUUACAACACGGGUUAAUAACUGAUUAAGUUGGCCCGCACUUUACUCUGAUCUACUUCGCUGUGCAAGUGACGCGAACAAAAUUUCUGUUUUUUAUUUUUGUAGCUGAACUACGAAACCAUGUAUUUGAUUAUAUGCUUUAAACCCUCUUUAUAAAAAUAUAUAUUUUACUUUGUAAGAACUGUAGCGAUGAACACCUACGCCCCGCAUCCCUCCAGUAGCCGCCUCGUUUCCACCAUUCAAUGUUUUGUCUAUGUUUUCGGUAUGAGGUACAAUUUCAUUUUGUAAUUUACGUGCAUUUUUGUGAUCUAAUUUGUGUAACUAUUAUAAACGAAAAAAAAAAAACAAACAAAAUACUUUAAGAAAACGAAACAAAAAAAAAAAAUAAAACAAAUCGAAGCAAAUGAAAAAAAGAAUUGAUUGAUUUUAUGGCAACUGAAUAUUUUACCCUGAAAAUAUAAUACAAUAUUUUUAGUAAAAAAAACCAAA